ACGUAAGCGAAACCCGGAAGUCAGUCGUGGGGCGAAGGGGGAACUGGUGCUCUCUGUCCGAACGUGUUGUUUUGAUUUUGUUUCUCGACAAGAUCGAACAUGUCACGGAAAGAAGAAUUUUACCGGUUCUUUAGCGUCACUGACGUACGCACGCACGAGAAAGGACACACGGAGUACAAAGUUAUUGGACGGUUUGUGCCCAAGCCUUGCCCGGAGGAUGUGAAGGAGGUGGUCGUGUGGACGAGAUACUCUGAGCUGAAGAAGCUUCACACCGAGCUGGCCAACACUCACAAGAACCUGUUCCGAAGAGACGAGGAAUUCCCGCCGUUUCCACCAGCGCAAAUCUUUGGCAGAGGAAGGUUCGAUGAGGCUGUGAUUGAGGAGAGGAGGAAGGCUGCGGAAGACAUGCUCGUGUUCUCUAUGAGCAUACCUGCACUCUACAACAGCCCACAGCUCCGAGACUUCUUCAGGGAUGGAGAUGUCACGAGACCACAUGAGCCCUUCCCUGACUUACCUCCUCCUCUCAUCCCCCUCCCCAAGCGGAGAGCCUCAGACUGCGAGCCGGCAGAGGAGGAGGCGGGCAGGGAGGCGCCCCCUUUGCCCCAGGACCUGGGCACCAACCUGGGGAUUGACGUGGGAAAGCCAGAAUUGGCGACCGAGGCCUACACCGAGAUGAGUGAAGCGGGAGGAGACAUCUGUGUGGAUGCCGAGCUGGAUGACAGAGUGACUUCUCCAGCCAGAACGCACACAUCACAACUCUCUCAGGAGGAGGUAGAGUCACUUUCUGACACAGUGGCGGAAGGGUGCACCUUGCCACCAAAUGCGGAUGUAUGUCCGGUGCUGUCUGACAAUGACCUGGCUGUCUUUGAUCCCUGUUAUAAACAAGACAGAUGCAAACCUCGCAGUGACCAUUCCGAGUUAUUUUUGUUGCCGAUAAGCAACCUGGCAGACGAGGCGACGUAUUUGAACCGAGCUAGCGCUGAGCUGACGUGUGCCAUUUCGAGGGAGGCGGAGGGAGAUGCGAGCGCUGCCCUUUCUGGAUACAGGACUGUGGUAGACAUACUCAUGACUGGAGUGAAGGACGAUCCAGAUCCAGCGCGAAAGGAGGCUGUCGUCCGAAGGAUUGCUCAGUAUCUGGAACACGCGGAGAAGCUGCUGGAAGGACGCACCUCGCCCACACAUGCGCAGGACCCGUAAGGACCAAACAUUGGAGAAAAAAAAAUAAACAUGCAAUAAGAAUCUCCAGAUUCUCAGGACUGUCACUUUAAAACACUAGCAUAGGUGGCCACUGGCUCAUUUGGACCAAAAUGUAUAAAAAUAUAAACACUCGCAAUGGGCACACGGACUCCUUUUCCCAUGUUUUCUUGUUGACUAUGUGUAUGAAGUCAUUUGCACUGUUUUCAUAAUAAAUACUGUUUGAAAUUG
Molecule: messenger RNA, 1425 nt
Organism: Hippocampus comes (tiger tail seahorse)
Lineage: Eukaryota; Metazoa; Chordata; Actinopteri; Syngnathiformes; Syngnathidae
Gene: snx15
Product: sorting nexin 15
Exons: 7
Coding region: 100-1197 (365 amino acids)
Molecular function (GO): phosphatidylinositol binding
Source: RefSeq, a predicted model, not a curated record